Messenger RNA from Clarias gariepinus (North African catfish), 4812 nucleotides. RefSeq names its product NUMB like endocytic adaptor protein (gene numbl). Lineage: Eukaryota; Metazoa; Chordata; Actinopteri; Siluriformes; Clariidae. The transcript has 9 exons. Bases 240 to 2105 code for a protein of 621 amino acids. The record is from RefSeq and is a predicted model, not a curated record.
CGCAGAUUAGAAAUCGGUUUGAAAAAAAACCCCCAAAACAUCCGCUUUAUUUAUUUUAUUUAUUUAAUGUUUUGGUUAGAUGUGUUUAAGUUAACAGGUCGUAUUGGCUCGGUUUAUUUUCAUGCAAAUCUGAUCUAGAAAUCAUCUCUCCUUUGGAUUACACAAAAGGCAGUGUGUGUGUGUGUGUGUGUGUGUGGAGUACCCUUCAGUUCGGCAGCUGGGAGCCUGAGAGUUUGGAGAUGAAUAAGCUGCGUCAGAGUUUGCGCAGAAAGAAGCCAACCUACGUGCCCGAGGCCAGCCGACCACACCAGUGGCAGGCCGACGAAGAAGCAGUGCGCAAGGGCAAAUGCAGCUUCGCCGUCCGGUAUCUGGGGUUGGUGGAGGUCGAGGAGUCCAGAGGGAUGCAUGUUUGUGAGGAUGCUGUAAAGAAACUGAAAGUGAGCGGAAAAAAGACGGUAAAAGCCAUGCUGUGGGUCUCGGCCGACGGUCUGAGGGUGGUGGACGACAAAACCAAGGACCUCAUCGUAGAUCAGACCAUUGAGAAAGUGUCGUUCUGUGCGCCGGACCGUAACUACGACAAGGCCUUCUCUUAUAUCUGCCGGGAUGGAACCACUCGCCGCUGGAUGUGCCACUGCUUCAUGGCUCUGAAGGACUCGGGUGAGCGUCUGAGUCACGCAGUGGGAUGUGCAUUCGCUGCAUGUCUGGAGCGAAAGCAGCGGCGGGAGAAGGAGUGCGGCGUCACAGCUUCGUUCGAUGCCACUCGUACGUCGUUUGUCCGCGAAGGCUCGUUCCGCGUCUCCUCGGCCGGUCAGCAGAGCGAGAGGGAGGACAUCAUGAAGCAGCUGCAGGACAAAAAGAAAGAAGUCUGCGCCAUCCCUGCGGUGCCGCCGGGUAACGCCUCUCCUCCGGAAGGUGCCGCCACACAGGUAGACCGAGCCGAGGGAGGCGGGCCACACGUCAUCCCGCGGCGUCACGCGCCCCUCGAGCAGCUCGUCCGCCAGGGCUCGUUCCGCGGUUUCCCUGCGCUCAGUCAGAAAAACUCGCCUUUUAAACGCCAGCUGUCUUUGCGCCUGAACGAGCUGCCGUCAACUCUGCAGCGCAAAACUGACUUCCAGAGCAAGAACCCUGUUCCUGAGAUGGACCUGUCGGUGGCUGCUGAAGCAGACGGCAUCAAUGCGCUGUGCAGCCAAAUCAACAGCUCGUUCACCAAACCCUCGGAAGACCUCAGUGGCCAAGCCACCAGCAAUGGCAUGCCAGCGUGCAGCAUUCCUCCUGCCAUCCCUCCUCCACCCGUGCCUCAAGUUACCAGCUCAUGGGUCCAGGCAGAUCCACCUGUCCAGUCUCCACCUUCCACUGGCCAUAGACGAACACCCUCUGAAGCUGAACGUUGGCUGGAGGAAGUCUCCAAGGCUGUGAAAGCCCAGCAGCAGACUCCCCCUACGCUGCCACCUCCACCUACCCAGCAGCCCCCACCAGUCCCCACUGUACCCAUAGCUCCAGGUUCUCUGCCCACCUCCAUGCAGCCUUUCCCUAUGGCUUUUGAUACCACUCCAGCGCCUGUGGGCAUAUACGGCCAGCCACCACUGCAGCCGGCCUACGUACCCAUGCCGCCCUAUAUGCCCGCCGUGGCCAACAGCAUGACGUACCCCAACGCCAGCAUGCCUGUGGUGGGUAUCACACCCUCGCAAAUGGUGGCAAAUGUCUUCUGCAGCGCCACUGGUUCCACAAGCGGAGGCACCAUGGGGGUCGGUAUGGGGCCCAAGACCGGCACGCUUGGUGGCGGUUCUUCGGCUUUUCCCAGCCUGGCUGCACUCAGCAACCAUCCAGGUUCUCAUGGGCUUGUGCAAAACUCACCCUCGUCAGCCAUCACCCCCACCACUAGCACCAAUGUGGCUUCCAGCAGCAUUACACAGAAUGGCACCAUGACGAGUGCGGGUACCAACAACUGGCCAAUGGAGAGUCUGCAGCAACCCAGUUUGCCAGUCGACGCCCAGGAAGCAGAGGGCUUUGAGGCGAAGUGGGCGGCCCUAGAGUCCAAAUCACAAGCCAAGGCGCCCAACCCUUUCUCCAACGAUUUACAAAAAACCUUUGAAAUUGAGCUAUAAUCGGACACCUAUAUGAGCACAGACUCUUAAACGAGAAACGAAAUCUUACAUCCUGUUGCUUUCAGCUUCUUUUUUUUGUGUGUGUGUGUAACAUUUGCACCUGCUCUUCGAGAUCAGAUUUGCGUUUCGUCUCAUUCCAAACGCAGGUGUAAACCUCUUGAUCUGGGAACAUGACAGUAUCCUAGAGCCCAUCGAAUGUGGUCACAUAAUUAAAAAGAUAUGUAAAAACCUCUGGGUUUGAGGUUGCUGUCGAGUGGAUCACAAGACCUUCGACAGAACCUGCAAAGGGAACAAAUGACUGAUUAAGAUGCGGCCAAAAUGUAUUUAUUACUUCAUUUGAUUGUGAAAAUCAAUUUUAAAUCGAAUUCGUACUCAUUGAAUGUGUUGUUUCUCUGUAUUUAUUUGACAUUAACCCUCUGUGGCAGAAGAUCACACACACAGUAAAUUGUGGGGAAUAUAAAGAUAUGAAGAUGACUCUCCAGACGAGAACAAAGGCUGCAUGACCGGAGACGUACUAAUGGACCUGCUAGUAAAUGAGAGUGUAAAUAGCAUGUUUUUUUUUUUUCCUUUUCCCCUCACCUCUUAUUUAUCACCCUGUUUGUGGAUGCUAAUUAUUAUUCAAGCCCUGUGAGUCACAGCUGAAGCAUCAUAUCGGCACCUUUCCAGCAACACAUGGACAUCAAACUGAGGGGCUGAUUAUGCUGAUAAAUCGCUUAGCACAAAGGGCUCCACAGAGCUCAUUUUAAGUCGCCCCUGAUCAGUGCCCUGGCGAUGUUCUAACGGUAAAAGCUAUGCGAAAAGGAGGACAAAAAAACAGAACGUAUGAUUUGUGAAAAUAUGUGAAAAAGUUCAUGCUGGUACGUGCUUAAACAGUUGAAAAUUAAAGGUGAAUGAAAUGUUGCUUUUAUAUUUAUAAUUGGAUUUGGUGGAGCUCGUUUUCGGCCAAAACACGGUAUCGGUGCUUAAAAGUGUGAAACAAGUGAAUUUUCAGAUUGGAUCAUAUAACACCAUUUUUCAUAAUACUCAUAAAUAAUUUUCAUCUCCCGGUCCAUUCUUUGUUAUUUUGUAAAUAUGCAGACACAUGAAUAUUUUUAGCAGUUUAAAAGAAACACAUUUGCUAAAAAUAAUUUCAUGCUCUUUUAUGUCUGUAGUGUCCGUAACUUUUUUGAAUUAAAAUCUUUCAAUGAUCUGAAUUGUCAUUCAGACAAAACUUGGCCAAUUUAGAUUUCACAUGAAAAGACAUAAACCUGAAAAAGUGUGUUAUUCUAAAAUGCAAAAUUGUUAAGAUAUUGCAACAUGAAUUUGACCUGGUUACGGACACUACAGACUUUUUUGUUUUUAAGCUUUUACCAAAAAACAAUUUAAGCAACAGUUUUUACAGGUCAUAUGCUUCUAGAAGCGUACACUAAUUUUAGUAUCAAUACUCAUACGAGAUAAGAAAUAUGAAUUAUUGGCAUUUAAAAUUAUGAUAAUUUGAAGCGAGACAGUAUAACGCUGAAACAUGGCCACUCAGAAGUAGCUUCACACAGAAGCACACACAUUUUCUGUAUUAUAUGUAUGACAUAAAAAAAUAAACUCGGCACCAGUACUGUGUUUUGGCCGAUUGAAGAAGGUGAACAGGGAGAGAAAAUGUGAGAUGUAAAGCGAGAAAGGAAACCUGAUGUAAAAGCGUAAGUGAGAAUAAUUUCUGAGGAAGGUGCAGUGAGAAUGAGUAGCACUCGUGAUGGAUCGAGCUGAAAAAAAAAAAAGGUUCAAAAGAUGUGUUUAAAAUAAGCCUUGAAGGAAGGAAGAUCUGGACCCCUGAAGUCAUGAAAAGCGUCAAGUUUUCGUAUCGCAUCUUAUCACACACGCAUACCAGUGUAUACCUUUCCUGGCUUUUUAACUUUUUUUUUUUGUCCUUAACUCUUUGUUCAUCCUGGAGAAUAAACAUACUAAUAAUCAUAUAUCAAAAGCUUAAAGCAUAUUCUGCAAUGUACAUGCUCGGAACGAUACGCAUUUCCGACGCCGAUAACCGCCCUAGCCACUUAUCAGUCCUUCGCUCCCGUACAUUUUGUGUAUUUUUUAUAUACCGAUGCAGUUCUCACUCUGCAAUAAUUCUCCAUGCUUUCCAGUAGUUUCGUUGUUCGGAAGUGAUUUAAACAAACACGGAUCUCGGCGAGUUCAAUAAGGACGUGCUGAGCGAUUGGAUUCGAUCUGACUCCGGCGUUUAGAGUUUCUCAGUGAGCUAGAUAUUCAAAGCCAGACUGCACACUGUGCUUUACAGAACACAAACGUUUAUAACAAUAAUAACAAUAACAAUAAUAACAACAAUAAUACUAAUGCACAGGCACAAUGUAUGUACAUUCAAUUGAGUCACUAAAACCAGACAGUUUGCACAAAUUUCCAUUCAGUUUGUUAAUCACCGCUGAUACACAGGGUUAACACAGAGCCUGUCGAGGCUGCACAAUGGACUCUAUCUCAAUUUUUUCCUAAAGCGCACGUGUUUGUAUUAAAUAAGCUUAUCUGUGAUCCGCGCUCUGUGUCUUAUACAGUACGUAAAGAUGCCAGGAUGAAUUGAUCCAGUCCAUGCACUCGUCCCCACAAAAACAAAAACAAAAAAAAUAAAUGUAGAUCUCUUUUGAAAACAAAACUAAAUGACCUCAUAAACUUGAUUGUAAACUGUAAUCUAGCGAGCGAGAGAGAGAGAGAGAGAGAGAGAGAGAAACAG